UUAAAACAUUGUAUAUGACAUUUUUUAAAAUAGUUAUAUAUCAUUACAGAAUCUUGUUGAAUUAUCUUUAACAACUCCAUUGCAAGAUGAAUGUAUUUAUCAAACUCCUUUGGAAAUCAUUUCUAAAUGUUUACAGAAAGAUGAAAUGUGGAUGUCAAAAUAUUUGACAGAAGAAACUAUUACAGUAAUUUCACCAUUAUUAGAACGUGUAACUCCCACUUCAGAAAUAUGUGAUUUCUUAUGUAAAUAUUGUCAAGUAAAUCCUCGAUCCAGUAUAGUGUUAGAUUUAUUCACUCCUGUAGUACAGAGGAUUUUAAAACAUAACAUGGACUUUGGAAAGUAUCCAAAGACUCGAGUAUUUGUUCAAGAUUAUAUUCAAGCUUUAAGUUGCCAAAAUGAUGGUCAAAAAGUUAUUAUGGAUUUCCUCAAUAGGUAAUUUGUUAUUUUAUAUA
Centruroides sculpturatus (bark scorpion) is the source of this 452-nucleotide messenger RNA. Its product is annotated as C-Maf-inducing protein-like. The coding region runs from base 146 to 436 and encodes 96 amino acids. The record is from RefSeq and is a predicted model, not a curated record. The transcript is spliced from 4 exons. Lineage: Eukaryota; Metazoa; Arthropoda; Arachnida; Scorpiones; Buthidae.